Mercenaria mercenaria is the source of this 917-nucleotide messenger RNA. RefSeq lists its product as uncharacterized. The coding region runs from base 261 to 872 and encodes 203 amino acids. The transcript has 3 exons. The record is from RefSeq and is a predicted model, not a curated record. Lineage: Eukaryota; Metazoa; Mollusca; Bivalvia; Venerida; Veneridae.
AAACCUCGGUUUAUUAAUUAAAACUGCAGCGACACAAGAUACUAUGAUGGAGUUUAUUGUGACCUUGGAUGUGAAUUAAAUAUUCCACUCAAUGGCUCAGACCGUAUGACAUGUGAACGAAACGGAUCAACUGACAAAGGUGUUUGGGUUUGGGAUUCCGAUGUGCAACCAUUGUGUGAAGUGGUAAACUGUCCACCAUUAGAUCCCCAAAACAUGGGGCUCUUAUAACUGACUCGGUAAAUGCCCGGCCACUUCAUGUCAUGUUGUGUAAGGAAGGUUACGACAUCCCAAGAGUUGUAACCGAUGCUUUCCAAGGGAGAUUAGUCUGUCAAGACAGUGGCAAAUGGUAUCCAUUGUCUUCAUUUCCUGAUUGUAUAGAGCAAGUUAUUCCGGUGAUGAAACUGCCCGCUGAACAUAUAUAUACAGGUGAUUGCAAUAAUGAAACAACCCAAGAAAUAAUCAAACAACAAGUUCUUCUUUAUUUGGCUGGUGUAUUAGAAGAUGUUGACAAUUCAAUUUGUCCAGAUCAAGAAACUAGUAAAAUUGAGAACUUCGUGAUUGUUUGUGGUAUAAAUUCGAGAAGAAGACGUAGGAGGGAGACACAGCACGGUAUUUUCAAACGCCAGGAUGGGAAAAUUGUCGUGACAUUUAAUAUAAUGGUGGAUGUUGAUGCAAGAAACAAGACAGCCGAAAACGCUUAUCUUGAUAUUCUAGAUUUCUAUGAAAAUGUCACAGAAUUGAUAAAAGAAUACGUAAAUGAAGGAAUGUUUGAUAUUCAAAGCUUAACUCUGUCCGUCGAGCUUUUAAGUCAGAUGCUUCACCUGAAUUCGUAUGUACUGACUCCGGAUACAAGUUUGUGUCUCGGAGUUUGAAGUGCAGUAAGUCAUCUUUAAUUUCAUAGCUUUUAUCUAAACCAA